Molecule: messenger RNA, 1035 nt
Organism: Bufo gargarizans (Asiatic toad)
Lineage: Eukaryota; Metazoa; Chordata; Amphibia; Anura; Bufonidae
Product: zona pellucida sperm-binding protein 4-like
Exons: 9
Coding region: 1-1035 (344 amino acids)
Biological process (GO): binding of sperm to zona pellucida; prevention of polyspermy
Cellular component (GO): egg coat
Molecular function (GO): acrosin binding; structural constituent of egg coat
Source: RefSeq, a predicted model, not a curated record
AUGGGCUGCUGCUACGAUCCUGACAGUAUUACUCCAUGCUACUAUGGAAACAAAGUGACUGCCCGCUGCACAUCAGACGGCCUCUUCUCCAUUGCCCUUCCAAACACCUUGACUGUGCCACCGCUGAACCUGACAUCUGUGCGACUGCUCCAAAAUGGCAGCCUAGAAUGUAAUCCAACAGCUAGCAAUGGCUAUUUCCUCCUCUACCAGUUCCCAAUUUCUGCUUGUGGAACCACCUACAAGCUGGUUGGGGACCAGGCGGUGUAUGAGAACCAGCUGGUGGCAUCCAAAACCUUGAGGACCUGGAACAGUAUAGCAAUUACCAGAGACUCCACCUUCAGAUUAUUGGUUCGCUGUAGUUUUGCAGUUAGCGGCUUACUCCCAUUGAAAGUGGAUGUAGUGACCCUACCACCCCCACCACCUGUAUCAAGUAUAGGACCUAUUAACUUUGAAUUGAGAAUCAGUUUAGAUUCCAGCUACAUCACUUAUUAUACAGGCUCUGAUUAUCCAGUGGUAAAAGUCCUGAGGGAUCCAGUGUAUGUGGAGGUCAGAAUCUUGCAGAGAAGGGACCCGAAUCUUGUCCUUGUCCUACACCAGUGCUGGUCCACGCCAUCUCCUGACCCUCUGAGCAGCAUCCAGUGGCCAAUACUUAUUGAUGGGUGUCCAUUCACUGGUGACAACUACAUGUCUGAUGUGAUUCCUGUAGCUCCAGGUUCUGCUUUACCUUUCCCUUCUUAUUACUCGCGGUUUGAUGUGAAGACUUUUACCUUUGUGGAUCAGAACACGGAGAUGCCUCUUGCAGGACAGGUAUACAUUCACUGCAGCGCUUCUGCCUGUGUCCCCUCUCCAAGUGACAACUGUGCUACCGUGUGUAACAGACGUAAAAGAUCUGUCUAUAUGUUAAGCAAGAAGAGUGAUGUGGUGCUGGUAUCAUCAGAUGUUCCCAUCUACUUUGACAACUCUCUGCCAGAGAUGCAGAAUGACAGGGAAGUCUGUGCAGCAAAGCUGAGUCUUCUGAUGGGAUAUCCUGAGUAG